Messenger RNA from Psilocybe cubensis, 1086 nucleotides. RefSeq lists its product as uncharacterized. Lineage: Eukaryota; Fungi; Basidiomycota; Agaricomycetes; Agaricales; Agrocybaceae. The record is from RefSeq and is a predicted model, not a curated record. The transcript has 6 exons. Gene Ontology annotation, biological process: maturation of 5.8S rRNA; maturation of LSU-rRNA. Gene Ontology annotation, molecular function: rRNA primary transcript binding. Bases 1 to 1086 code for a protein of 361 amino acids. Gene Ontology annotation, cellular component: nucleolus; preribosome, large subunit precursor.
AUGCCUACAAGUCGCUUUGAACCGUCAUCCAUAAAAAACAAAAUUAAGCGAGAGGAGGUGCUUCAAAAAUCAAAAAAAGCUAAGAACCAAGCAAAGCUACAGAAAAGAUUGGCGCAAGCAAAACUUGAAGCAAGUGAUCCUGCUCUAAAAAAGAAACGACUCGCUGAGAACAUCCCUGUCACUCUAGAUAAUGCUCGUGAAUUUGAUCCGUCAAUCCUGACUGCUGAGCCAUCGUCGUCGAAUGCGAAUGGCGGAUCUUCACAGUUAGAACAAUUAGAAGCCGACCUCGACAAUGAUCCUUUUGCAUCAUACUUCACGUCAACAGAUGACCCACUCAUCCCACCCAAAAUACUGAUUACUACCUCACCGAAGGCUUCCAAGGCAACUUAUGAGUUCUGCGACGAAUUAGUGGGUGUUUUCCCUGGAGCCGAAUUCAUACGGAGAAAGAAAGGGAAGGGUUUUGAAGUGGGAAGAAUAGCAGGAUGGGCAGCUGAUCGUGGAUACAAGCAUUUAUGCGUCGUUAACGAAGAUAUGAGGAAACCAAAUGCCAUAACGCUUGUGCAUCUUCCAAACGGCCCAUCUGCUUACUUUAAACUCACUUCCGUUGAACUUACCAAGCAAAUCUUCGGUCAUGCCCGUGCAACGCCUCAUCAUCCUGAGUUGGUUCUGAACGGCUUCGUAACUCGCCUUGGGCAUGCUAUUGGUCGUAUGUUCCAGACUACAUUCCCACAGCUUCCCGAGUUCCAAGGACGUCAAGUCGUCACUUUGCACAAUCAACGCGAUUUUAUGUUCUUCAGACGACAUCGAUAUGCGUUCAGAUCAACCGAAAAAGUGGCAUUGCAAGAAAUUGGCCCUCGAUUUACUCUUAAAUUGCGAUGGUUAAAGAAAGGUAUUCCUGCAGUCCGCAAUCUCGGAGAGGCACCAGAGCCGCUUGCGUUUGAUGUCGAGACAGCCUCAACGGCGGAUGGACAACCAACAGAGCUAGAGUCAGAAAAACCUAAGAAAACUAUCCCGCCGAAACAGGAUGAAGUGCUUUGGGAAUGGAAGCCGGAGUUGGAGACAACGAGAAGAACAUUUUUCCUCUAG